This is a messenger RNA of Ixodes scapularis (black-legged tick), 921 nucleotides long. RefSeq names its product histone H3. Gene Ontology annotation, cellular component: nucleosome. Lineage: Eukaryota; Metazoa; Arthropoda; Arachnida; Ixodida; Ixodidae. The transcript has a single exon. Bases 75 to 485 code for a protein of 136 amino acids. Gene Ontology annotation, molecular function: protein heterodimerization activity; DNA binding; structural constituent of chromatin. The record is from RefSeq and is a predicted model, not a curated record.
GGCAGUUGGUCGUCAGGAGUCGAGGUGUGUUGCUGUUUGCUAGCUCUCUCGUUUUAUUGUCCCAACGUUUCGGAAUGGCCCGUACGAAGCAGACCGCCCGCAAGAGCACGGGAGGAAAAGCACCGCGCAAGCAGCUGGCUACGAAGGCCGCCCGGAAGAGUGCUCCUGCAACCGGUGGAGUCAAGAAGCCGCAUCGCUACAGGCCGGGCACGGUCGCGCUGCGUGAGAUUCGUCGUUACCAGAAGUCGACUGAGCUGCUCAUCCGCAAGCUGCCCUUCCAGAGGCUAGUGCGGGAGAUCGCGCAAGAUUUCAAGACGGACCUCCGCUUCCAGAGCUCGGCUGUAAUGGCCCUGCAGGAGGCCAGCGAGGCCUACUUGGUCGGUCUCUUCGAAGACACCAACCUCUGUGCCAUCCACGCCAAGCGGGUAACCAUCAUGCCUAAGGACAUCCAGCUGGCUCGUCGCAUCCGCGGUGAACGCGCUUAAUGUCGCUUCUUUGGAAGCGGCAGGCAACGCCACAAAAACGGCCCUCUUCAGGGCCACAUCAGACAUGCUUUUCGGACAUGUGUAAAGCGACGUCCUCCCGUGUCUCAAUCUCCGAUGCUGACUUGUUCCAAGUGCAGGAGUUCAAAAGCUGUGAGUACUUUCUAUUUAUUCUCCCAUUUUGAACUAGUUUGCAUUGUGCCAAGUGCUCCGUUCGCAGUUGCUUCCAACGAUUCCUUCAUGUGUUCCUUGUUUUCUAAAGUGUUGUUGAAUGAAAUAAAUAAAGAAGAAAAAAACCUUUCCCGAGACAUUACAGGGUUCAUUUUCUAGCAAUCAGCGAAUAUCACGAUUAUAGAUUCGACCAACAAAAACCCGUGGAGUAAUUAUCUGUUUUUGAGGGAUGUCCACAACAUUUAUUGCCCUCUGCCGGUUUCGGGGA